GGACAGGGUGUUGAUGGCAACGUCGUGCAUGGGAGGCGACGCCAUGAGCUUUGUCAUCUCGCUGCAAAAAGAGGCGGGAUGCAGCUCUAUGGUCGAAUAUUUGCAGCAAAUGCGUAUUGAGGAUUUCCUUAAAGCGCUAUGGCACAUUGCUGACGGCAAUGGCGCAUGGAACAGCAGGAACCAGCUCCGAUACCAAUUCCCAGUGUCUCAACCUAACACAGUCCUCAUGUCUAGAGCAAGUGGAACUGUGACGAGCGCAGGAACCGGCACCAGUACCUCAAGCGGCAGCGCCGACAGUUCUGCACUGGUCAUAGUCCCAAAUGAAGGAACAUCAGCCCAAAAUGUCGCAGUCCUUACUGACGUAGAAGACAGCGGUCCCGUAGUGCACAAGAGGGCAGCCACUCUGCCGUCCAAGUACGACGGGAAGGGGGACAUCACCUCUUGGAUUAGCUCCAUGUGCUCAUACUUCGAGGUACUGCGAACMCCGCAGGAAGACCGAAGCAUGAUCAUGGGCACAAAUACUGAGCCCGCCGUACGGAGUUUCAUAGAACUCCAAGCUGUUACUGCAGGUUAUGAGAGAAUUGACCUGACUGAGUGGCUGAAAGUAACUCCUGUACGUACUCUUGAGGACCUCCUCAUCGCGCAAUAUCAAGAUAAGCACGUUGCGCUGAAGGCAAGGCUAAAGCUUGAGGCCCUCAAGGGUCAAACGUGGAGGACUUCCAUGCAAGCUUUGGAGCAGCACGUGACUGGUCUGUUCACCACUCCAAACUUGGGAUGGACUGACGUGUCCUGCAUGGAUGUAGUUAUGGGAGUGGCCCCUAAAGAAUAUGUCUCCCGGCUAGGACUCAAAGCCCAUACGACUUGGCGAGAGCUACCGAUGGAUCUAGUCAAUCUAGAAGCCAAGGACCUCGCCAGGCGUGCAAAGGCACCCGCUGCAGGUAGAAAACCUCGCAAUGCAAGCGAACUGUUAUCGUCUGCAGGGAAACAGGCAAAGGGCGUAGAAGAGUCAUCAACACUCUCUACAACAGGGGAGGCUGAACCGUCAGUUGCAGGUCCCUCCAAGGAGCCUGAAUCUGAUCAACAGCCUGCUCUUGAAGCCCGGACCGACGCUGAAUCCAAGGUUGUUGCAGUUCAAGUACUUUACAUCGAGCCUUGGGAGGAGACUAAGGAAGUUGACUUCCACUCUCACGUGGAACAUUGGCUGCAGCUCAAGCAGCAACGCCGUGUUCAAGGGAGUGUGGAACUGACCUUCUUUAAGUUGCUCAUGAACUGCCGAUACAUCCGUGUGCUGAUUGAUAGUGGCUCAACGACUAACUUCUUUUCUCCUAACGGGAUUCGUGAGGCGGGCCUUGGAAUGAAGCAAGUGGAAUUGCAGAACCCUUGUCAGACCCACGUGGGCAACCAAGAGGUUGUCACCUCAACACAUGUUGUCAAAGGUGUGCGCAUCACUUUUGACAAGGAUCGCACUGUCACACAUGAGCAGAACUUUUAUGUCUUGGACAAGUGUCCUUUCGACGUGGUCAUUGGCUUGGGCUGGUUAAGGGCGGUGCGCAAGGAAGCUGUUAUCGCAGCAAUGAACAAGCGUCAGCAUGCCAUGAUCAAACAUGCUAACAAGUCGCGCAAAGAAGCGAACUUCAAACUAGGGAGUUAUGUCUGGGUCAAAAUGUCUGAGUUUUCUGAUGAAGAGGGCGUAUCACGAAAGCUUCUUCCAUUGUACUAUGGCCCUUGGCAGGUUCUUAAGGAGGAGCAGGCGACGAAGAGGAAGUUGGAGGAGGAGAUGGAAAGAUUGAAUCUGGAGGAGGAAGAGAAAAUGACAGCAGUAGAAGAGAAAGAGAUAGAAGAAGAAAAUGAGGAGGUUCCCCUGAUCAGAAGGAGCCCUAGGGAUAAAGGGGAAUCCAGUGGCAUGAAGAGGGAGGAGUCGUGGUUAGAGAAGAAGGUUUCUGAGUGGGUGGCGAAUUUGUCCCUGGGGGAAGAAGAAGAAGCGAUGUUGUAUGUUCCCCCGGAGGAGAAGGAAGCGGUUAUAAGGGAGUUGGAGGCAGAAGAAGAUCCCUUGAGACGCCAGACAAUAGAGGAGGAGAAGAAGCUACAGUGGAAGCUAUGUCUUACGAGGGCGAAGAAGAGAAGGAUGGACGAGGCAAGUAAAAUGGCGAAGGAGUUGGAGGUGAUAAAGGAGCAGAGAGAGCAGAUUCAGGCGCAAACAACGAGAAGAGAAGAAAGGGAGAGAGAAGGUGUGUUGUUUGAGAGUGUGAGGAGGGGCAAGAGGAGUGUCCGUCCAAACGUAAGGAGUGAGCGGACCCCUCUUGAGAGAUCUACUGACACCCCUUCCUCCGGCAUGGCAAACAUCACAUCUGCCCAAUGGCAGGCCAUGCUGGAUGCAGCAGAUGAGAGCGAGAGACCGUUCUUCCAGAAACAGUAUGAUGAUGCAAUACAGAGAGAAAGGGAGGCAGAGGCAGCAGCUAGAGCUGCCAACAUUGCUGAUCAGGUGGCUCUCCUUCGGAUCCCGGAAGCCAAUGCUGACCGGUUCCAGGAGGGACUAGCUGCUGCUGUAGCAGCCUUGGUUCGGCUGCGGACCUUGGAAAACCUUCAGUCCCGUGUAGCAGCGCUAAAGCAGCAGAACCAAGAGCUGCAGGUUGAGAUAACCAGCCUCAAACAGUCUCAACUGUUUGCCCCCCGCCCUCCUAACCCUCGAUCUGCUGUAAUCCCAGUCUCUCAGUCCAACACAGUCCUUGUGCCAAGGGCCAGUGGAACUGUGGCAAGCGCAGGAACCGGUGCCAGCUCCUCGAGCGGCAACGCCGGCAGUUCUGCGCUGGUCACAGUCCCCAAUACAGGGACAUCAGCCCAAAACGCCACAGUCUUUACUGGCGUUCAGUACAGCGGUCCCAUGGUGGACAAGAGGGCGGCCACGCUGCCGUCCAAGUACGAUGGGAAAGCAGACGUUACCUCUUGGAUUAGCUCCAUGAGGUCAUACUUCGAGGUUAUGCAGACACCGCAAGAGGACCGAAGUAUGAUCAUGGGGACUAAUACCGAGCCCACCGUACGGAACUACAUUGAGCUCCAAGUUGUUGUUGCAGGCUAUGAACGAAUAGACCUGACCGAGUGGCUGAAGAUAACCCCUUUCAUGGGAGUGGCCCCUAAGGAAUAUCUCUCCCUGUUGGCACUCAAAGACCAUACCACCUGGCGAGAGCUCAUGACGGAUCUAGUCAACCUAGAGGCCAAGGACCUCGCCAGGCGGAAGAAGGCGCCCGCUGCAGGUGGGAAACCACAACGCAACCUGUUUGGAAGGAGCAACCAGCUUGCACUGCAUGAUCAUCGGGAGGCUAAAGAUCAGUCCUAUGCGGAUGAUCUGACUCUAGAUGACGAUCAAGAGCCGGACUUCGAUAUGGGUUGUUCCUCAUCAGCCAUUGAGUCCGACGUAAAUGAAGACGAAAAGCUUAAUGCUUUCAGAAAGACUGCUUCAAACAAGGGGCCGAACCAUGGUUCAGGCGAAGCUAAAGGCUAUCGCAGACGAGCGAGCGGCAAAGAUGAAGGAAGUGGAGGAGGAGAUGAAGAAAAGGAGAAGGUUGCUGAAGGAGAAGUGGCAGUAGAAGAAGAAGCGGCAGCAGAAGAAGAAAAGGAGAGGAUGAGGAUCGAGAGUGGAGAAGGGAGCAGUGGCGGCACGAUGAAGAGGGACGUGGAUGCAAACAUUGAGAAGAAGAUAAGUGAGUGGGUUGCUAAUUUAUCGUUGGGGGAAGACGAGGCGGCGGAGUCAUAUGUGACUGAGGAUGAGAAGGCCGCACUGACCGCUGAGCUAGCAGCCAUGACGGAUCCUAUGGAACGAAGAGAGAGGGAAGACGAGCAGAAGUUGCAAUGGAAGUUGAGAAUGAAGAGGGAGAAGAGAAGGAGGAGAGAAGAAGUGAAUAAGAUGACCGCAGUCGUGGCAAAGGUGCAGAAGUGUAGAGCGGAGGUGCUGGCCCAGCCAGAUGAUAAGGCCAAGUGGGACAAAGUACUGGGCUAUUUAGAGGUGUUGAGCAAGGCCUGGAUGGAGGAGCGCCAGGCAAUUUGGAGCCAGGAUGUAGCGUUGAGUGCCAUGCGGUCCGGUUUCAGGGAUUUUGCGCGCGAAAUCGUCACCCACAUUGGGGGGGAAGUUAAACAGUGGAGGGACAAUGUAGGAAAGUUCUGUGAAGGCGCCAUUGAAGGUGCAAAAGCCAUAGCCACUGUAGAUGGCGAGACCAGACCCCGUAAGGAGCCUGUCAAGCUCAAGUUCCCAGAUGCGUACGGGGGAAAGAAGGAGGAGAACUUUGACAACUGGGAGGCCAGUGUCAACAGUUGCAUUUAUUUGCAACAUAUCCUGAUAGAGGAGCAAGUCCUCGUGGCCUUCCAGGCCCUGAAGGACGAAGCGGCUAGCUUCGCCAGGUCCCUUGCGCGCGCAGCCGGUUGUGAAAACAACCUGGUUGCAUAUUCCAAAGUCACCCCCCUCUCUCAAUUCCUCAAGCUCCUUAAGGAGCGAUUUGCUGACCCAACGCGAGGCGUCAGAGCCUCAGAUAAGUUGCAGACAAUCCACUCACGGCAGUGGAGGAGUGCCAAUGCACUCAAGGGUACCAUGGACGACUUAGUAGCCGCCCUACGCGGGCAUUUCUUUGACAAGUCUCAGCAGGCCGGCAUCACUUACGAUGCAUUGAGUAGAGAAGUCGUCCUGUAUGAGUCGAAGUCUAUGCCAGUUACCACUUUCUGGCAUAAGGACCUGGAGAAGGGGAAGAAGUGGAAGGAUCGUACCAUCUCAGGCCAAGUCAAGGCCAAGGACCACUUGAUCCUGACAUUAGAGGAGGGUGGUACAGACGAGGUCCCAUAUGAUCAGAUUGAGUGGGGCCUAGGGGAGGAGGACAGUAGUGUAGGGCAAGGGAGGUCUUACGCUGCUGUCGCGGCUGGAGGGAGGCCGCAAGGUAGAGGAGGAGGCCAGGGCCAAAGGGGCCAGGCCAUGGGAGGCCGAGGAUCGGGCGCGCAGGGGGUUGGCGGCCAAGGAAACCGCCAAGCGGGAGGUGGGGGUCAAGGUCCCCCGCCAAAUCGCCAAGGUAAUCGGUCCCCACAGCGUAGAGGUGGAAGGGCACCUCAAGGAGGAUGGCACCCAGGCUUGCCACAAGGCAGACCGUGGGAAGAUCUGGGCUUGGACCAGCAAUUAUGGCAAGAACGCGUGAACAUGGAUGGCAUUAAGCCAGAGGACAGCAAGAUAGCGGCGAUUAGAGACUGGCCGACGCCCCGCACAUUGACAGAGUUGCGGUCGUUCCUAGGCUUAGCUAACUACUAUAGGAAGUUCGUGAGGAACUUCUCCACUAUCGCCGCACCCUUGCUCAGACUGCUGAAGAAAGAGGCAAUCUGGCAAUGGGACAAAGACUGUACGUCUACGCUCAAGAAGUUAAAGCGCGCGUUAAUAGAAUAUCCCGUCCUCAAAGUAGCAGAUUCGUCCUUGCCAUUUGUCGUUACCACGGACGCAAGUCAAUAUGGGAUAGGCGCCGUGUUGCAGCAAGACGACGGCAAUGGCUAUAGACCCGUAGAGUUCAUGUCAACGAGGAUGCCCUGUGAGAAGGUUGCUACCUCCACGUACGAGAGAGAACUCUACGCUCUCAGGCAGGCUUUAGACCAUUGGAAGCACUAUCUGCUUGGGAGGCACUUCAAAGUGUAUUCUAACCACGAGACACUUCGUUGGUUAAAGACACAGUCCAAGAUGACACCUAAGUUGACUAGGUGGGCCGUAGAGAUAGACCAAUUCGACUUUGAGCUCAAGCCAGUGAAGGGCAAAUACAACGUAGUUGCGGAUGCUCUGAGUAGGAGAUCAUACUACUUUGGAGCCGUAGUACACUAUCUGGAUAUAGGGAGAGACCUGCAGGAGAAAGUGAGGCAAGCAUAUGCGCAGGACCCUAUCUAUAGCGACCUCCUAAAGAGAGUUAGAGAGGCCCCAGAGACUGAACCAGAUUACCGCACUUCAGACGGGUUGCUGUUUGAGAAGACUAAUGUAUUUGACCGCGUGUGCGUCCCCAACAGGGAAGUGAUCCGCAGUUUAAUUUUAGGGGAAUGCCACAAUACUGAAGUUCAUUUCGGUUGGCAAAAGACACUAGCCAAUCUGAUGCGUGCGUAUACCUGGUCAGGGAUGAAGAAUGACUACAUAGAGUAUGUCCGCAGUUGUAAAGUGUGCCAGAGAAAUAAGUCUACUACACGCGCGCCCCUAGGUCUUCUCAGACCCUUGCCUAUUCUGGAUCAGCCGGGAGACUCCGUGUCCAUAGACUUCAUGGACACCCAAGUCAAGGGUAGACAUGGUAAGAGCCAAGUCAUGGUCGUAGUUGACAGCUUUAGCAAGUAUGCAGUUUUCGUUCCUUUGCCUGCAGAGGCACGUACCGACUUAGUUAUACAGAAGUCUUUUGACUUUUGGGUUAGUGAGAAUGGAAUCCCAUUGUCAAUAGUUAUUGAUAGAGAACUCAUGAGAGUUUACGGAUCUAAGUUGCAAAUGUCAUCUGGCCGUCACCCAGAGACUAACGGUCAGACAGAACAGAUGAACAAGAUCCUACAGCAAGUUUUGCGCAUGUACAUUAGACCAGAUCAGAUUAACUGGGAUGAGAUGUUGCCUAAGAAGUCCGGAGAAACGGACGAGGCCUAUCAGGCCCGGAUGCUGGCCUGGAGUACCGAAACCAAGAGACGGGCGGAUGACGUAGCAACCGCAGCGAAGAAGAAGGCAGAGGACGCCGAGAAGGCACGUCUGUUGGCAAUCGAACAGCAGCGCCAGCAAGACGAGGCAGCAACAAGGGCUGCCAAUGAAGAACGAAUUCAACGACGUGAGAAGAUAUUCGGGAGAGAGCGAGCCUUGCUCACAAUGGCAGCGGAAUGGCGGACAGAGGCCGAGAAUGGAAAGAUGAAGGAGAGUGAAAACAACAUCGCUCUACUCCUCUCCCAUCUCACAAACCUCCUAACCACGUGCAUUGCACACCAGGAGGACAUCCACAACCUCGACGGCAUGGUUCAGCAGCACAAACGGGCGUUAGAUAGCCGCCUCCAGCAGUUGGAACAAACCAUUGCCGCUCCCGUUGCCAGCUCCUCCAACACCUCCGAUCGCCUCGAGGCUUUGGAGAUUGACGUCGGAUCCCUCACGGACGGCGUGCAGUUACAGCACACCACGACGCAACAGUUGGAGCAGCGCAUCUGUGCUGCAGCCGCCAACCCAAGUUCGGGACUGCGGGAGUCAACUCCAAAGUUCGAUGGUCAAGAGAUCUUCUGCGAUUCGAUGAAGACGGACCCAAUUCCGUGGUUCCGCAAGUUUGAACUCACGUUGCAGCUCCAUCUCGUCAGCGAAUACAAGCACCACGCGUACUUAUACUCCAGUGGCGACUUAUCGUCUUCAAGUGGUUCUUCACGGGAUUCGGUGCGCGAGUUCAACAUGAAGGUAUUGGACCCACUCACGUCCGGGGAUUUCGCAUGGCUUCCUCUCCCGACCACGGGCCGCUUGCCGGGACCGCAAUGCGCAACACUAUGCGCUCAUCUUCACACGUACUUAUCCUUCUAUGCACCUCCAACUUCGCUGACGGAUGACGAAGUCGCGGUGGGGGACAUCCUUGCGUAUGUUACCAAGGUGGCCUGCGAGUUUCGCAAUCAGCGGUACGACGACAACAACGCACCGCUCAUCUAUGUCCGCAUCCAAGUGGGGCAAGCGUCCUUCAGCGCGUCUCGCAACUUUAUGAGCCAAGCCUUUAUGCAAAGGGUUGGCCUUGGUGCACAAGUUCGGAGGAAGGCAAGCUCGACGGCGAUCAAGUUGGUGGACGAAAGGACGCAACAGCUUAUUGACCGCUACAUCGACGCCGUACCGUUCGCCGACAUCUUCGAGUUACCUACCGGUGUGGUGCCGGAUCGGCCGAUCUCUCACGAGAUCAUUCUUGAGGCCGGUGCCGUGUCGUCGAAAGGUUGCAUUUAUCGCAUGAGCGAGGAGGAGCUUACGGUCCUGCGCGCGCAACUCGAUGACUUGUUGGACAAGGGUUGGAUCCGCCCUAGUAGCUCACCAUACGGUGCGCCAGUUCUCUUCGUACGGAAAAAGAAGAAGGAUCUACGUUUAUGCAUCGACUACCGCAAGCUCAAUGCGCAAACCGUCAAGAAUGUGGGGCCGCUUCCUCGCAUCGACGAUCUUCUUGAGCGAUUGGGCGGCACAAAGUAUUUUUCUAAGUUGGAUUUAAAGUCGGGAUAUCAUCAAAUCUCGAUCCGGCCGAACGAUUGCUACAAAUCCGUGUUCAAGACACGGUACGGGCAUUUUGAGUGGGUGGUUAUGCCUUUUGGCCUCAGCAACGCCCUGGCGACCUUCCAAGCGGCAAUGACCAACGAGUUUCGUACGAUGUUGGACCGGUUCGUGCUGGUCUACUUAGACGACAUUCUCGUCUAUAGCCGGUCAUUAGAGGAUCAUCUUGAGCACCUUCGACGAGUGUUGGAAACGCUCCGCCGCGCCAAGUACAAGGCCAACCGCGACAAGUGCGAAUUUGUCCAGCAAGAGCUGGAAUACUUGGGCCAUUUUGUCACACUGGAGGGCAUCAGUCCGCUAUUGGACAAGAUUCAAGCCAUCCAAGAGUGGCCGGAGCCACGAAACGUCACGGAGGUCUGUUCGUUCCUUGGCCUGGCCAGCUACUACCAGCGUUUUAUCAAAGGAUACUCGAAGAUCGCGGCCCACUUGACCAAGCUUCAAUGCGAGGAUCGGCCGUUUGACUUCGGAGAGGAGGCGCGGGAAUCAUUUUUGGCUCUCAAAGUCGCGCUGUUAUCUGCGGAGGUCUUGCGCAUAUACGACCCGCUUUUGCCUACUUGCGUCACUACGGAUGCGUCCGGCUAUGGCAUUGGUGCCGUCCUCGAGCAACACGAUGGCAAGGAGCUCCUCGCCUUCGUCCACGCGCUUAAGCGGUGGCGGCACUUCCUUCUUGGUGGAAGCCAAUUCCGAUGGGUAACGGACAACAAUCUGUUGGUCUUUUACAAGACCCAAGACACUGUCAACAGCACCAUCGCUCGAUGGAUGGCUUUCAUCGACCAAUUUGACUUCUUUCCCGGUCACAUUCCGGGGAAGUCGAACCGUUUUGCGGAUGCUCUUUCACGGCGUCCGGAUCAUUGUACCGUGGUCUACUCAACCUUUGAGAUCGACGACGACCUGCGGGACAGCUUCAUCCGCGACUACCUAGCCGACCCCGAGUUUCGCGACAAGUACGCGAAUUGCUCCUCUCCCAAUCCGGCGCCUUCUCACUACCGGAUCCAAGAGGGGUACUUGCUUGUCCACACACGGGGGAAGGACCUUCUUUGCGUACCCAGUGACCCUCACUUGCGUACACGGCUUCUUGGCGAGUUCCACGAUGCUCCAGCCACCGGACACUUUGGAGUCAAUCGCACGAUUGGCCGACGUCGCGAGCGAUUUUGGUGGCCCGGCCUUCUCGGCGACGUCACACGCUAUUGCGAGUCAUGCAAGGUUUGCGGACGUUGUAAAUCCCGCAACCAUCGUCCGUACAACGAGUUGCGAACGUUACCGGUCCCCUUGCGGCGAAGGGAAGCAAUUGCCAUGGACAUUAUCGGCCCAUUCCCCAAGCACAAGACCGGAGUGGAUGGGAUUCUCACGGUGGUCGACCAACUCACCAAGUUCACCAUGUUCUUGCCUUGCGGCUAUCAUGCCAAGGCACUGGAGUUGGCCGAGGUGAGUGAUGAUGUGCUGUUGGAUGGGUAUUAUUCUGCCGGUAUGGACUUUCAGUGGUCAAGAGAUCCGUGCAGCAAGCCAGAACAAUUAUUAGAUAAGGAGCUGGACACGUAUCUCCGCUCACAAUUGGAGGUGUGAUACUUUCUCUGCUCCCUUUCCAGCUCUCCCCCCCCCCCCCCCCCCCCCCCCCUCUCUCCAACUAUUAUUCUUAUUGUCACUAAUUAGAACCAUUACCCUUAUAC
This is a messenger RNA of Chara braunii, 9912 nucleotides long. NCBI's taxonomy places the organism in Eukaryota, Viridiplantae, Streptophyta, Charophyceae, Charales, Characeae. The record is from the annotation of a GenBank genome assembly.